Messenger RNA from Periconia digitata, 1339 nucleotides. NCBI's taxonomy places the organism in Eukaryota, Fungi, Ascomycota, Dothideomycetes, Pleosporales, Periconiaceae. The record is from the annotation of a GenBank genome assembly.
UUUCCUGAAAAGCCCUUCAAGCUGUUACAUACCAUAGACAAACUUUGUACAAAGUAGAUCUGGCCAGGACCAGGCAAAAAGCCACGAACAAAAGAUGAAACACUUCCACUCUUACACGUUCUAGCCGCAUAUGGUAAGCCCAGAAGGGCAAGGCAGCCCUCACGCCGCACAAUAUUACGGUGAUUGCACACUAGCGCAUACCGACUGUAGUUUCAGCAUAAAUUCGCGCUCGUCCGCAUCACCAAGCGUGUCGAUUAUACAUCUCCAAAUCUUUCCCGGCCGCAUCUAUAGCUCAACGGCUUGAAAGCCCUCAUACCAUACUUAAGUCUACCAUGGAUGCACACGCCCCAGCGGAUCAUUUCGACAUCCCAUACACAGAAGGAAGGAUAUUGACCAUGAGAAUACAUCGCACUGGAAACAAGUCUAAUUUACCUGGCCUAUUUGUUCAGAACCGAGAGCUACGUGGCAAAAUCGUCAAAGUUCGAGAACAUUCCUCAUCAAGCACGAAAAGAACUUUCAUUCUCGAGCUUGAACUACAACAUGAAGAACCGAAUUCCCCUGCUGUAAGAGCAGUGCUCAAAGUUUACGACCGCCAGUUCACGCCCAAUUUUCGCGCUUAUCAUAAUGCCGGUCAAGCGACCUCUGAAACCGAAAAGCGAUACACCGAUUUUGUGCGGCAAGGCGCAAUGCCUCAAUUUUCAGAAGACUAUGAGCAAGGGGAUUUAAAUAAGUACGACGGAGCAGACAUGCCAAAGACGGAAGCAUUGUGCUACAUCGACACCGCCAAAAUGCACGACACUGAACUCAAGGUGUAUGACCGUCUUGCCGAUCUCCAAGGCAGCCAUGUCCCAACGCUUCUCGCGGAUGUCCGUCUGACACCUCAAUACGCAUCUGCCGAUCUCGAUGAUAGCUUGAAAGAGUAUCUCGAUAUCAAAGCUCUCCUAUUGGAAUGUAUCCCCGGCUUUCCACUCGUAGACCUGGCAACAGAAGCUCCAGAGUCGGAUUGGCCGAUGAUAUGCGAUCAAGCAAUGAAAACAGUCAGAUACAUCGCUGAACACGAUUUCAUCUGCGGAGAUCGCAUGUUGCAUGACAUUGUAGUUCGCCGCACCCAAGAAAGCGUAUACCAUACUUUCUUCGUAGACUUUGCACUUUGUCAAUUCCGUGAGGCGGGGGAUUCCGAGGAAUUCUGGCGGGGGCGCAAGAAGCAGGCUAAUGAAGAAGGAGCAGUGGGGUAUGGAUUGAAUAACGUGAUGUCUUAUGCGAAAGGCAAAGGGAAAGGAAAAUACAGGAAGAGGUAUAAGGGGAACGAUCCUUUGCCCUGGGGGUAUGUACCUUGAUC